This is a messenger RNA of Plasmopara halstedii, 3198 nucleotides long. RefSeq lists its product as hypothetical. The record is from RefSeq and is a predicted model, not a curated record. The transcript has 14 exons. Bases 1 to 3198 code for a protein of 1065 amino acids. NCBI's taxonomy places the organism in Eukaryota, Oomycota, Peronosporomycetes, Peronosporales, Peronosporaceae. Gene Ontology annotation, cellular component: Atg1/ULK1 kinase complex; phagophore assembly site membrane; extrinsic component of membrane. Gene Ontology annotation, molecular function: protein kinase binding; molecular adaptor activity. Gene Ontology annotation, biological process: positive regulation of protein phosphorylation; reticulophagy; autophagosome assembly.
AUGGACGUCGCCAUGACUAAGGCGCAACAGUAUGCGGACGAAGAACAAAAGGCGAGCAAUAGCAUAAAUGUGCAAGUAGGAGAUGCGUCUACGGGCGCCGUGCACGCUGUAACAUUGAAUUCAACCCACGUUGCAAUAGAAGAGCUACGUGAGGUUCUGGAACGACUUAGCGGCGUGCCUGUAGCCGAUCAGAUUCUGCUGGGAGGUCCGCCCUUUGCACGGCUGGAUCCGCGUCGCACCAUUGAGUAUUAUGGAUUACCAGCAAAGAAUAAAGAAGUAUUUCUAUACGAUCGUCGUCUGCUGUCACAAGAUGCAGCCAUGUCUAUACCCACAUCGGCAGCUUUAGCUCCAAUCCAUGCCGACUUGCCAUCGCAGCCAAUGGCUUCAUCUGAAGGCUCAAAGAUGCUCAGUGAAAGUUCACAUCCAAUGAUGCGAGCACUGGCGGAAUAUGAAGGCUAUUUCCAAUUGCAGGUUAGUCAGAGUGAGGCGCUGGGGAGCUGUACUCGAGCAAACAUUACAGCGAGUGAGCAAAGCACACAUGAAUUGCAGGUUCAGGAGGGAGCCGUUGCCGCUGCUAUUGCGAAUUUGGAUCUGUUCAAAAACUCGAUGAUGAAACACUUUGCUCCGUUUUGGGACGAUUUUCAGGCUACGAUUGAUAAACACGAGCGCCUGCUAAGCCGAUUUGAUAGUUAUCUUGAGGCGCUGGCGACGGUCAAGCUACAUCCAGCGCUACAACAAGAUGAGCGGAAGACGCUUCAUGACUGUGUACCUGUUGACAAGGAGCGGGAAUGGGCGGUGCAGUGCGAAAAAUCCCACACUCAUGUGCGAGCACAAGUCAUGAAACUUCGACAGGUGCACGAUGAAAUUUGUAAUGAGGUCACAGACAUGUUGGCUGCACAUGCAAACACAUGUGGGGAGCUUGACGAAGCAAGCAUGGAAUUAGAACAGAUGAAAGUAUUAGAGGACAAGCAAAUGGUCAUUACAAACACCUUGCGCGACAAUCUACGUUACGUGCUCAACAGCUUAGAGGAGACGUCGUCAAUAGCGAGUGGAAGUAAUCCGUUGCAGGCGUCUACGAAUGCUUUAGACGUUUGUCGGCGCAUUGACGCGUUAUACCAAAGCCAACAAAAUAUGGUUCCUAACGCACAACAUCUGGUGAACGAAGUCGUGGCUCGGGUGAAUAAAAUUGCUAGUAAGAAAGCUGCGACGUAUUCAAGAGUGCUUUCAACACUGCGUAAAAUUUCAAUUUCACAGUCGAAGAUUCGAGACUUUGAAAAUUCGCUGACAGUUUUUCGCGAGGCGCUAGCUGCUCAAAAAAAGUAUUUUAAUGAACUGGAGCAUUUGGAGAAGCUACCAGAAUCGUAUGCGGCCUGUUUGAAGGAAAUCUCUAGGCGUCUAAAAUAUGGACACGUCUUUUCGGAUCGUAUUCAGUCUAUGGCAGAGGAACUUGCCCAGUUGCGUGAGGAUGAGGUGCAACACCGUGAGAUUUUUUUACGCAGCUAUGGCCAGCAUUUGCCUCGCGAUUUCGUUGCGGGACUAGCAGAAAAGCCUUCUCAUUGUGAAUUUCGCAUGCGUCCAUUUGAUCAAAGCCUUCCAGUUAUUGAAGAUGAGCAAAAACCUGACUCAUAUGGAGAUAAAGAACGGUCUUUGUCGGACGAAUUUGUAGAUUGUGAGGAUCCCUCGUCGGAAUCAAAUAAAAUCGCUGAAAAUUUGCAGGAACGAUGCAAGGAACUGGAGGCGCGAGUGCUGGAGCUUACAACAAAAUUGGAGCAGGCAAAUAAGCAUUCAUACUUUGAUGGUUCUGGCAGCGAAUCGAUCGCUCGGUCUGACAUAUCAAAAACCAGCGCACGGGAAUAUGGCAGUUCGUGCGAAUUUCCGUUAGUUAUGGCGCUAGCAGAGACUGCAAGUGGUAUGACUAGCGUAUCAGAAGUCAAUCGGUCUAACCCUCUUGACCAAGAGCUAGCAACUGUGAGGCGAAACAUCGACAAUGAAAAGAAAGACGCAUUAAUUGCCAAACUGGAGAUUGAAAAUCAGCAAUUCUUGCUUAACGCGGCAGCUUUUGAAGAAUAUCCUUUCUACCAUUUUAUAUUUGCAUGCUGUGUGGCAUUUUAUCUGUUGACUGAGCGAUCAAAGCAUGAAAAACAGCUCAAGGAAAAUCAAUCCAUGUUACAGCAAACACUUACUGAACUAGAAAGCACGGCUCGAAGUCAGCGUAAUCUAUUGGCAAGAGUAUUGAGACUUCUUCAGCUUCCCGUCGAACCGCAAAGCUUAGAAAAUGAACACAUCGAUGCGUAUCUGGAAACCAAUUUUGAUGUCAUUGAGAAACGUGUGGAGGAGCUUUUGACAAGCGCCGAGUCGGAAGCGUCGGAACUUUCUAAGCGGCGGUCCGAUCUUAGCUUGGUGGAGUCCGAGCUUGAUACGAAGGACUCAUUUAAAAUAUCUUUUCGAAGCUUCUCUGUGAAUGACCUGGCACUUUUUUUGCCUACAUCAGCGCCUGGGAGCGAAGCACAGCGUGUUUAUCUAGCCUUUCACCUUGGUUGUCCCCAUCGUUUUCUUUCAGAAGAAUCCAUUUCAUCAUUUAGCCAUGACGGUCAAAGAUACCCGGACUAUGUUGUUGGCCGUAUCGUGCUUAUUGACGAGCAGAUAGCAACGGAAGUCAGUAACCCGUUCGCACUUCACCUUGGGACAACAUUUUACGUCUUGACGCCACCAGCUCUCAUGGAUGCUCAGCAGUCGAAAGCAGCCGAGGCUAUAACGGCCAAGCGUGCCGCCGAGCAAUUCGAUCGAGAAUUUCAGCGCUACACAACCAAACAGUCCGUUAAAAGCGCGCGCGCUGUUGCCCUAGCUCGAGCUGAGCUUGCCAAGUACAAUGCGCUAGUUUUUCAAGAUAAGAAGUUAGAAGACGCAGGUAUCAUGAAAGGUCGACUGUCUCCAGAGAUGCGUGCCAUUUAUGAGAAGAAGAUUAAGGAUAUCGAGAACGCAUUGGACACGUUUCACCUGUCUGUGGCAGGUUACAAUCGUACCAAGGCGCUUUUAAGCUUCGUACUGCUUGUGGCUUUUGCACUUAUGAUGUUCUUUCAACCAUGGGCCAAGCAUUUUAACGACUCUGACGAUCUGACAUACGAGGAAUACGAAGCGCUAGAGGAGGAGUCGAGCGAGACGUUGAAAGACAACGUUGGUCUCAGUGAUGAGCUUUAA